GCGCGCUCCCGCAAUCUCCCCCCCACACACACACACACACACAUACACACACACACACGUACACACACAGGGUCCAAACGCACCCCGGAAAACAGCCGAUGUCAUGGACCGGACGGGCCACGGCGGAUAACGGACACCCUCCUCUCGACCUGCAGGCCUUUAGGACAUUCUUCCCCUUUGCAUCUCUAGUCUGUCUCUCUGGUUGGUUUCUCCACCGCUCUGUUGGCCUGGGGAUGAACGCACCAAUGAGGAGCCUCACAAUCCACUCUCUGUAUAGCACGGCGAGCCCCAGCAUGCUGAAGAGGAAACAGAGCUCACGGGUGGAGGCCCAGCCCAUGACCGACUUUGGGCCGGACGAGACCCUCGCAGACAGCGCCGACAUCUUCUGGAUCAACAAACCAUGGGUGCACACUCUGCUGCGGGCCUGCGCCAUCAUCAGCGUCAUCUCCGUGUGUAUGAACACCCCCAAGACGUUCGAGCAUUACCCUCCGCUGCAGUACGUGACCUUCACGCUGGACACGCUGCUCAUGUUCCUCUACACCGCCGAGAUGAUCGCCAAGAUGCACAUCAGAGGCAUCAUCAAGGGGGACAACUCCUAUGUGAAGGAUCGCUGGUGCAUGUUUGAUGGAUUCAUGGUGUUUUUCAUCUGGGUGUCCCUGGUGCUGCAGGUGUUUGAGAUAGCGGACCUGGUGGAUCAGAUGUCUCCCUGGGGGAUGUUGAGGAUCCCCCGAGCGCUCAUUAUGAUCCGGGCCUUCCGGAUUUACUUCCGCUUCGAGCUCCCUCGCUCCCGCAUCACCAACAUCCUGAAGCGAUCCGGGGAACAGAUCUGGAGCGUCUCCAUCUUCCUGCUGUUUUUCCUCCUGCUGUACGGAAUCCUGGGCGUUCAGAUGUUCGGAACGUUCAACCAUCACUGCGUCACUAAUGAAACGCAGAAGGGCAAUGUGACAUGGAACAGCUUGGCCAUCCCAGACACCCAUUGUUCCCCUGAUGGGGAGGGCUACCAGUGCCCCCACGGCUUCAAAUGCAUGGACCUGGAGGAGCUGGGCCUCAGCCGACAGGAGCUCGGCUAUAGUGGCUUCAAUGAACUGGGUACCAGCAUCUUCACCGUGUAUGAGGCGGCAUCGCAGGAGGGUUGGGUGUUCCUCAUGUACAGAGCCAUCGACAGUUUCCCUCGCUGGCGCUCCUACUUCUACUUCAUAACCCUCAUUUUCUUCCUGGCAUGGCUGGUCAAGAACGUGUUCAUCGCAGUCAUCAUCGAGACCUUUGCCGAGAUAAGGGUGCAAUUUCAGCAGAUGUGGGGGUCAAGGAGCAGUACCACCUCCACCGCUACAACACAGAUGUUCCACGAGGACGCUGCUGGGGGGUGGCAGCUCGUCGCCGUGGACGUCAACAAACCACAUGGCCGCGCACCCGCCUGCCUCCAGCAACUGAUGCGGUCCUCCGUGUUCCACAUGUUCAUCCUGAGCAUGGUCGCCGUGGACGUCAUUGUUGCCGCUAGCAACUAUUAUAAAGGCGAGAACUACCGCAGGCACUAUGACGAGUUUUACCUGGCAGAGGUCGCCUUCACUGUGCUGUUCGACCUGGAGGCUCUUCUGAAAAUCUGGUGUCUGGGCUUCAGCGGCUACAUCAGCUCCUCGCUGCACAAGUUUGAAUCCCUGUUGGUGGUGGGCACCACCUUGCACAUCUACCCCGACCUCUACCACUCUCAGUUCACCUACUUUCAGGUGCUGCGUGUCGUGCGUUUGAUCAAGAUCUCCCCGGCUCUGGAGGACUUUGUGUACAAGAUAUUCGGCCCCGGUAAAAAACUCGGUAGCCUGGUGGUGUUCACCGCCAGCCUCCUCAUCGUCAUGUCGGCCAUCAGCCUGCAGAUGUUCUGCUUCGUAGAGGAGCUGGACCGCUUCACCACGUUCCCCAGGGCUUUCAUGUCCAUGUUCCAGAUCCUAACCCAGGAGGGCUGGGUUGAUGUCAUGGACCAGACUCUGGUGGCUGUCGGUCACAUGUGGGCUCCCGUAGUGGCCAUUUACUUCAUCCUCUACCAUCUGUUCGCAACGCUGAUUUUGCUCAGUCUUUUUGUGGCUGUCAUCUUGGACAAUCUGGAGUUGGAUGAAGACUUAAAGAAACUCAAACAGCUCAAGCAAAGCGAGGCCAACGCUGACACCAAAGAGAAGCUCCCUCUGCGACUCCGGAUUUUCGAGAAGUUCCCCAACAGACCUCAGAUGGUGAAGAUCUCCAAGCUCCCGUCGGAUUUCACCGUGCCCAGGAUCAGGGAGAGUUUUAUGAAGCAGUUCAUUGAUCGUCAGCAGCAGGACACCAGUUGUUUGUUUCGCCGUCUCCCCUCCGCAUCCUCGUCCUCCUGUGACCACUCCAAACGCUCAGCCAUCGAGGACAACAAGUAUAUCGACCAAAAGCUCCGCAGGUCAAUAUUUAGCAUCCGAGCUCGUAACCUCCUGGAGAAAGAGAACACUAUCAAUAAAAUCCUGAGGGCUUGUACCACGCAGCGUAUGCUAAGCGGAUCCUUCGAGGGCCAGCCCGCCAAAGAGCGCUCCAUCCUCAGUGUGCAGCAUCACAUCCGCCAGGAGCGCAGAUCUCUGAGACAUGGGUCCACCAGUCAGAGGAUCAGCCGGGGGAAGUCGCUCGAGACGCUCACCCAGGAUCAUUCUAGUACGGUGCGCUACCGUAAUGCGCAGAGGGAGGACAGUGAGAUCAAGAUGAUCCAGGAGAAGAAAGAACAAGCAGAGAUGAAACGGAAAGUGCAGGAGGAGGAACUGAGGGAGAACCAUCCGUACUUUGACAAGCCUCUCUUCAUUGUGGGAAGGGAGCACCGCUUCAGGAACUUCUGCAGGAUGAUUGUUCGGGCUCGUUUUAAUGCAUCUAAAACUGAUCCCAUAACAGGAGCAGUGAAGAACACCAAAUACCACCAGCUGUACGAUCUUCUGGGCCUCGUCACCUACCUGGACUGGGUCAUGAUCGUGGUGACCAUCUGCUCGUGUAUCUCCAUGAUGUUUGAAUCGCCCUUCACCAGGGUCAUGCAUGCCCCCACGCUGCAGAUCGGGGAGUACGUGUUUGUGAUCUUCAUGAGCAUCGAGCUCAACCUGAAGAUCAUGGCCGACGGCCUGUUCUUCACCCCCACCGCCGUCAUCAGAGACUUCGGAGGAGUCAUGGACAUCUUCAUCUAUCUCGUGAGUCUGAUCUUCCUGUGCUGGCUGCCUCCUGACGUCCCUCCUGAGUCUGGGGCUCAGCUGCUGAUGAUGCUGCGCUCCCUGCGGCCGCUCAGGAUCUUCAAGCUGGUACCCCAGAUGAGGAAGGUGGUGCGGGAGGUCCUCAAAGGGUUCAAGGAGAUAUUCCUGGUUUCCAUUCUGCUCCUCACACUGAUGCUGGUGUUCGCAAGCUUCGGAGUUCAGCUGUUUGCCGGAAAGCUUGCCAAGUGCAACGACCCCCAUAUCCUCAAACGGGACGACUGCCACGGUAUAUUCCGAAUAAAUGUCAGCGUUUCCAAAAACCUCAACUUGAAGUUGAAGCCAGGAGAGAAGAAACCUGGAUUCUGGGUACCGAGAGUCUGGGCCAACCCUCGUAAUUUCAACUUUGACAAUGUGGGAAACGCCAUGCUGGCUCUGUUUGAAGUGCUGUCCCUGAAAGGCUGGGUGGAGGUCCGAGAUGUCAUUAUUCACCGCGUGGGACCGAUCCACGGCAUCUACAUCCACGUCUUUGUGUUUCUGGGAUGCAUGAUUGGACUCACUCUGUUUGUGGGUGUCGUCAUUGCAAACUUCAAUGAGAACAAGGGCACGGCUCUCCUCACGGUGGACCAGAGGAGAUGGGAGGACCUGAAGAGCAGACUGAAAAUAGCCCAACCUCUGCACCUGCCCCCUCGCCCAGAAAACGGGGGCUUCCGGGCCAAGAUGUAUGACAUCACUCAACACCCCUUCUUCAAACGGGGCAUUGCAGUACUCGUGCUCGCACAGUCGGUGCUGCUCUCAGUCAAGUGGGAUGUGGACGAUCAGGUGACGUUUCCUCUUGCCACCAUGUCGGUUGUCUUCACUUUCAUAUUUGUACUCGAGGUGACCAUGAAGCUCAUAGCCAUGUCUCCCGCGGGCUACUGGCAGAGCAGGCGGAACCGCUACGACCUGCUGGUCACGUCGUUGGGCGUCAUCUGGAUCGUCCUGCACUUCUCUUUACUGAAUGCAUAUACCUACAUGAUGGGCACAUGUGUGAUUGUCUUCAGAUUCUUCACGAUAUGUGGGAAGCAUGUGACUCUGAAGAUGCUGCUGCUGACCGUGGUGGUCAGCAUGUACAAGAGCUUCUUCAUCAUCGUGGGCAUGUUCCUCCUCCUCCUCUGCUACGCAUUUGCCGGUGUAGUUCUCUUCGGAACCGUCAAGUACGGAGAGAACAUCAACCGGCACGCCAACUUCUCCACAGCGGGCAAGGCUAUCACCGUUCUGUUCCGCAUCGUCACGGGGGAGGAUUGGAAUAAGAUCAUGCACGACUGCAUGGUUCAGGCCCCAUUCUGCACCCCGGAUAAACAUCGCUACUGGGAGACCGACUGCGGCAACUAUGCCGGGGCGCUUAUCUACUUCUGCUCCUUCUAUGUGAUCAUAGCCUACAUCAUGCUCAACCUACUCGUGGCCAUCAUCGUGGAGAACUUUUCUCUGUUCUACUCCACCGAGGAGGACCAACUGCUGAGCUAUAAUGACCUGAGGCACUUCCAGAUCAUCUGGAACAUGGUGGAUGACAAACGGGAGGGGGUGAUACCCACGUCCAGGGUGAAGUUCCUGCUUCGUCUGCUCCGGGGCAGGCUGGAGGUGGACCUGGACAAGGACAAGUUGCUCUUUAAACACAUGUGCUACGAGAUGGAGCGACUGCACAGUGGAGGCGAUGUGACCUUCCAUGACGUCCUCAGCAUGCUGUCAUAUCGCUCCGUGGACAUUAGGAAGUCUCUCCAGCUGGAGGAGCUGUUGGCCAGAGAACAGUUGGAGUACACCAUUGAAGAAGAGGUUGCCAAACAAACCAUACGCAUGUGGCUCAAGAAAUGCCUCAAACGCAUCCGGGCGAAGCAGCAGCAGUCUUGCAGCAUCAUCCACAGCCUGAGAGAGAGCCAGCAGCAGGAGCUGAGCCGCUUCCUCAACCCCCCCAGCAUAGAGACCACCUUGCCGAGCGAGGACCACAACAUUAACAACCCAAACAACCCCUCGCAGCCUGAGAUGAGCGGCCUCCAGCAGCUUCUGAGCCCCACGCUGUCAGACAGAGGAGGGUACAGGCAGGACUCCUCGGACCUGGGGAGGCCGCAGAGGAAGCUGGGACAGUGGCGACUGCCUGCAGGUCGCACCAGUGUGAAGUCCAUAGUGUGCAAGAUGAACCCCGUCAACAACGAGGCUUCCUCGGGAUCGGAGGUGAAGAAGUGGUGGACCCGUCAGCUGACGGUGGAGAGCGACGAGAGCGGCGACGACCUCAUCGACAUUUAGACCCCCGGGGUGGUUUUUUUUCUCAAAGACGAGCCGGCGGAGGUUCUGCUCGGUGGGAAACAAUGCGUGGUUAAAGUCUCUUUUCAUGCAGGUUCACAGCUGCAGCGUCUGCACGCUGGUGACUGACGGGACAUCCUUUGGGAAGCCAUCGUGACAUUGCAGUGGUGAUCUUGCACCUCUGGGAUAGGUUUUACUUUUCCUCUGUGAUUUCCACUCAUUGUGAUUGCUGAGUUUUUCUAUGCAGGCACAUUUACGGUGUAAAUUCAGACUGCGGCACGAAGAACAAGUUCCAUUCACGACACAAACCGAGACGCUGCUGCUCUUUGUUUUUCCCUCUGAGGUUUCACAUCCACUUUUGAAAGCUGUAAUUGUGUUUGUUGUCUCUACAACAAUGUGUCCUUUCCUGCCUCAUCUCUGUUCUCCUGUUUUAGUCCAUGUUUGUGAUAAUGUAUCUUCUGUAUUAAUCAUUUGAAUAUGGAUGUUCUUCUUCUAGUCACUUUAUACCUAUAAACACGGCCUCUUGUCAGUAGAACAAGAGAAUUAAAGCAACUUUUAGAUUGAUGACUGAUUGUAAUUCAAGUUAAAAUCUAUCUAAUGUAUUUGUGGGGCGAUAAAACAUGAUGUAUUUUAUAAAUUAUUAUAAAUGCUAAGCUUUAUUGAAUAUUCAAUUAUUAUAAUAAAGGCCUUCACGGGCAUAUAUGAAGAAAAUGUA
Messenger RNA from Gasterosteus aculeatus aculeatus (three-spined stickleback), 6168 nucleotides. It is a transcript of the gene nalcn, whose product is annotated as sodium leak channel, non-selective. NCBI's taxonomy places the organism in Eukaryota, Metazoa, Chordata, Actinopteri, Perciformes, Gasterosteidae. Gene Ontology annotation, cellular component: plasma membrane. Gene Ontology annotation, biological process: monoatomic ion transport; positive regulation of synaptic transmission, GABAergic; transmembrane transport. The record is from RefSeq and is a predicted model, not a curated record. Gene Ontology annotation, molecular function: monoatomic cation channel activity.